Molecule: messenger RNA, 9738 nt
Organism: Myotis davidii
Lineage: Eukaryota; Metazoa; Chordata; Mammalia; Chiroptera; Vespertilionidae
Gene: TET2
Product: tet methylcytosine dioxygenase 2
Exons: 12
Coding region: 391-6354 (1987 amino acids)
Biological process (GO): myeloid cell differentiation; oxidative demethylation; positive regulation of transcription by RNA polymerase II
Cellular component (GO): nucleus
Molecular function (GO): DNA 5-methylcytosine dioxygenase activity
Source: RefSeq, a predicted model, not a curated record
CGGCGCGGCCGCCCCGAGACGCCAGCCCCGCCGAGUGAUGAGAACAGACGUCAAACUGCCUUAUGAAUAUUGAUGCGGAGGCUAGGCUGCUUUCGUAGUGGAGCAGAAGGAAGCAAGAUGGCUGCCCUUUAGGAUUUGUUAGAAAGGAGACCCGACCGCGACUGCUGCCUGGCUCCGGGGCUGCGCGACGAGAACGAGGCUGGCCCACAUUCAGCAGCAGACCCUCUCAAGAUUGUUUACUUGCCCUUGUUCCUGUUGAGUUACCGCACUUGGAAGCAGGAGAUGGGCUCCACAGCAGCCAACAGGCCAUGAUCCAGGAGGAGCCGUGAGGGACAGAGCUGCUGAAUUCACUCUGAGGGCAGCCUUGUGGAUGGCCCCGAAGCAAGCCUGAUGGAACAGGAUAGAACCAACCAUGUGGAGGGCAACAGACUAAGUCCAUUCUUGACACCAUCUCCUUCUCCCAUCUGCCAGACAGAACCUCUGGCUAUAAAGCUCCAGAAUGGAAGCCCAUUACCAGAGAGACCUUAUCCAGAAGUGAAUGGAGACACCAAGUGGCAAUCUUUCAAAGGUCAUUAUGGAACACCCCAUAUGAAGGGCAGCCAGAAUAGUCGUGUCAGCCCGGACUUUAUACAAGAAGGCAGAGGGUAUUCCCGGUGUUUGCAGAAUGGAGGGAUAAAACGCACAGUUAGUGAACCUUCUCUCUCUGGGCUCCAUCAGAACAAGAAGUUGAAACAAGACCAAAAGGCCAAUGGAGAAGGAAAGAACUUCGGGGAAAGACAAGAAAGAAAUCCAGGCAAAGGCAGCAGUCAACCAAAUGUCUCCGAUAUGAAUGACAAGAGAGAAUCUGUGAGCUCUGUGGCCCCAGAAAAUGCAGUUAAAGAUACCACCAGUUUUUCAACACACAACUCGAGUGGGUCUGAAAAUGCAGAGCAUCAGAUUCUGAAUGAGCAGGAGGGCAAAGAUGAGAACUACCAUGACAAGAACAUUGUAUUACUUCUUAAAAACAAGUCAGUGCUAAUGCCUAAUGGUGCUACAGUUUCUGCCUCUUCCAUGGAAAACACACAUGGUGAACUCCUGGAAAAAACACUGUCUCAAUAUUACCCAGAUUGUGUUUCCAUUGCGGUGCAGAAAACCACAUCUCACAUACAUGCCAUUAACAGUCCGGCUAUUAAUGAGUUGUCCUGUGAGAUCACUCACCCGUUGUAUACCUCAGGGCAGACCAAUUUCCCACAGACCUCGAACUCUGAGCUGCCUCCAGAGCCAGCUGCAGUCAUGACUGAGGCCUGUGACGCUGAUAAUGUCAGUAAACCAGCUGCAAUGCUAGGUACCUGUUCCUUUCAGAAACCAGAACAACAAAAACCAGUUUUUGAGAUAUGCCCAUCUCCUGCAGAAAACGGUAACAUCCAAGGAACCACAAAGCUAGUGGCUGGUGAAGAAUUCUGUUCAGGUUCCAGCAGCAUUUUGCAGGCUCCUGGUGGCAGCUCUGAACGGUAUUUCAAGCAAAAUGAAAUGAAUGGUGCUUACUUCAAGCAAACCUCAGUGUUCUCUAAGGAUUCCUUUUCUGCCACUGUCACACCACCACCAUCACAGUUGCUUUUGUCGCCUCCUCUUCCAGAGGUUCCUCCGCUUCCUUCAGAAGGAAAAAGCACUCUGAGUGACGGUGUUGUGGAAGAACACCAUCACUACCCCAACCAAAGUAACACAGCUCUUUUAAGGGAAGUGAACAUAGAGGGUGAACCGGAGGCACCACCAUCCCAGAGUCCUAACCCACCUACACAUGGAUCCAUCCCCUCUCUGACGCUUCCAGAAAGGCUUCAGAAUAAUUGUGCUAACAAGAAUGACAUACGGACUCCAGGAACAAUGACUGUUCCAUUGUGUCCUGAGAAAGCAAGACAAACACCAGAACAUCCCAAGCAUAACCCACCAAUUCUCGGUAGCAGUGGAGGGCCACAGGACCACUGCCAGCAGCUGAUGGGGCACACAGAACAGGAGGUUCUGAAGGGUCAAGAUAAGCAACAAACACUCGAUCUUGUGCUCCCAACACAGCCCCAUCUGAAACCAGGAUGGAUUGAAUUGAAGACCCCUCAAUUUCCUCAAGCAGAAUCCCAUCUAAAAUAUAAAGCACCUCUGCGGUCAGUUCUUCAGUAUCAGCCCAACUCCUCCAAUCACAUGACCUCCAAACAAUACACUGGAAAUUCCAACAUGCCUGGGGGGCUCCCAGGGCAAGCUUGCAUCCAGAAAAUGAUGCAGCCAGAGCAGAGGCCACAAAGGUACCAACUUGAGAUGAAUCAUGGGCAGUCUCAAGGUACAGUGGACCAGCAUCUCCAGCUCCAAAAACCCUCACUCCAGGUGCACUUCUCCAAGACAGACCCUUCCCCUGAAGCUCACACGCAGUCACUGUGCACCCCUAGGUUUCAUUUUCAACAGAGACCAGACUCCGAGCAUAAGAAACUCAUGCCCUCACCAUUAAAGCAGCACUUGAAUCAAGAGGCUUCAGAGACGGAGCCCUUCUCAAACUCACAUCUUUUGCAACACAAGUCUCAUAAUCAGGCAGCACAAACACAGACAUCCCAGAAUUCACAUCUCCCUCAAAACCAGCAGCAACAGCAAAAAUUACACAUGGAGAAUAAAGAACAAAUGCCCCAUACUUUUUCUCAUCCCCAAGGCAACUGUGGUCAGCAAAGGGAAGGAUCGUUCUUUAGCCAGAUUAAAGUGGAAGAAUGCUUUCAUGGUGAAAAUCAAUAUUCAAAAUCAAGUGAGUUUCAGACUCAUAAUACCCAAAUGGGAUUGGAGCACAUACAGAAUAUGAACAGUAGAAAUUCCCCUUAUGGUCAUAUCUUGAAGUCAAAUGCAAGCAAAGUACAGAUUUCUUGUUCAAACAACAUUCACCCAGCUUCAAAGAAUACAGAACAGACUUUACAUCCUGAACAUUUUUCUGGAAACAAGACCCCAAACUUGCAUCACAUGCAAUAUUUUCCAAAUAAUGUGACCACAAAACAAGAUGGUCUUCACAGGUGCUUUCAAGAACAAGGACAGAAGCCUCCGCAGGCUUCCGUUCUGCAGGGAUAUAAAAGUAAAAACCAAGAUUUGUCUGGCCAACAAGGUACACAAUUCACUCAGCAAAGGUACCUGAUGCACAACCAAGCAAACGCUUUCACUGUGCCUGAACAAGGAGGAGGUCACAUUCAGACCCCUCCCCAGAAGGACAUUCAAAAGCACGCUGCUCUGAGAUGGCACCUCUUACAGAAGCAAGAGCAGCAGCAAAACCAACAACCCCAAACUGAGUCUUGCCACAAUCAGGCACACAGGCCAAUUAAGGUUGAACCUGGAUCCAAGCCCCAUGCCUGUAUGCACCCCAAGUCAGCACAGCCAGAAAACAAAAUGUGGAAAAAGAUAACUAAGCAAGAGAUUCCACCCCUGAGCUGUGAUAAUGUGCAGCAGAGGAGCAUUCUGGAGACCAUGGAGCAACACCUGAAGCAGUUCCAGGUCAAAUCACUAUUUGACCAUAAGGCUCUUACUCUCAAAUCACAGAAGCAAGUAAAAGUUGAAAUGUCAGGGCCAGUCACAGUUUUAUCUAGACAUACCAGUGCUGCAGAACUCGAUAGCCACACCCCAGCUUUAGAGCAGCAGGCAACUCCGUCAGAAAAGACACCAACCAAAAGAACAGCUGGUUCUGUUCUCAAUAAUUUUUUAGAGUCACCUUCCAAAUUACUAGAUACGCCUAUAAAAAAUUUAUUGGAUACACCUGUCAAGACUCAAUAUGAUUUCCCAUCAUGCAGAUGUGUAGAGCAAAUUAUUGAAAAAGAUGAAGGUCCUUUUUAUACCCAUCUAGGAGCAGGUCCUAAUGUGGCAGCUAUUAGAGAAAUCAUGGAAGAAAGGUUUGGACAGAAGGGUAAAGCUAUUAGGAUUGAAAGAGUCAUCUAUACUGGUAAAGAAGGCAAAAGUUCUCAGGGAUGUCCUAUUGCCAAAUGGGUGGUGCGCAGAAGCAGCAGCGAGGAGAAGCUACUGUGUUUGGUGCGGGAGCGAGCUGGCCAUACCUGUGAGGCUGCAGUGAUUGUGAUUCUGAUCCUGGUGUGGGAAGGCAUCCCCCUGACUCUGGCUGACAAACUCUACUCGGAGCUCACCGAGACGCUGAGGAAGUACGGCACGCUCACCAACCGGCGGUGUGCCCUGAACGAAGAGAGAACCUGUGCCUGUCAAGGGCUGGAUCCAGAGACCUGUGGUGCCUCCUUUUCUUUCGGUUGUUCGUGGAGCAUGUACUACAAUGGAUGUAAGUUUGCCAGAAGCAAGAUACCAAGAAAAUUUAAGCUGCUUGGGGAUGACCCAAAAGAGGAAGAAAAACUGGAGUCUCAUUUACAAAACCUGUCUACUCUUAUGGCACCAACAUACAAGAAACUUGCACCUGAUGCAUAUAAUAAUCAGGUUCAACCAUUUAACAACUGUUUUCCCAGAAUGUCUAUACAUAUAAAGCUAUUAGAGGCCCAAUGCAUGAAAUUCAUGCAAGGGGCUCGGCCCUCGCAGCUCCGGCUUCAUCCGAAGAUCAUCCGGAAGGCUGUCUGGUUGUCCGGCUGCCCGGUAUGCACCCUCACAAGAGAAGACAAUCGAGAAAUCAGAGGCAAGCCUGAGGAUGAGCAACUCCACGUGCUGCCGCUCUACAAAGUCUCUGAUGUGGAUGAGUUUGGGAGUGUAGAAGCUCAGGAGGAGAAGAAACGAAAUGGUGCUAUUCAGGUGCUAAGUUCUUUUCGGCGGAAAGUCAGGAUGUUAGCAGAGCCAGUGAAGACGUGCCGACAGAGGAAACUAGAAGCCAAGAAAGCCGCCGCCGAAAAGCUGUUUUCUCUGGAGAACAGCGCACAUAAGAAUGAAAAGGACAAGCCCGCCCCAUCCCGCACAAAGCAGACUGAAGGUGCAGCCCAGGCUAAACACUUGGCAGGAUCAGUCAUGCAGCUGUCCCAGCAGCCCCAGCCCCAGUCACAGCAGCCACCCCAGCAGCAGCCACCACAUCACCCCUUGACUAAUAACCAUCAUUCAGAGACUGUCAACUCUUACUAUUCUUCUGGACACACCGAUCUAUAUAUGAGACGGCCCAAUCCAGUCAGUCCUUAUCCAAGCUCUUCACACACGUCGGAUAUUUAUGGAGGAGGCGCCAACUGUGUGAACUACUAUUCCACCUCAUCCCAAACUGCGGCUUCAUAUUUGAAUUCUUCUAAUCUCAUGAGCCCCUACCCUGGGCUUCUAAAUCAGAACAACCAAUAUCCAUCCUAUCAGUGCAACGGAAACGUAUCCAUGGACAGCUGCUCCUCCUAUCUGGGUUCUUACUCUCCCCAGCCCCAGCCCAUGGAUCUCUAUAGGUAUCCAAACCAAGACCCUCUCUCUAAGCUAAAUCUGCCGCCCAUCCACACGCUUUACCAGCCGAGGUUCGGAAACAGCCCGAGUUUUACUUCCAAACCCUUGGGUUAUGGAAACCAAAAUAUGCAGGGGGACACCUUCAGCAGCUGUACUCCCAGGCCAACCGUGCGCCACGUGGGGACGCUGCCUCCUUAUUCCACGCACGAGAUGGAUGGUCACUUCCUGGGGGCCGCCUCUAGAUUCCCACCCAAUUUGAGCAACCCCAACGUAGACUAUAAAAACGGGGAGCACCCCCCAUCCUCUCGUAUGCUCCAUAACUACGGUGCCGCCCCGGGCAUGUUCAACAGCUCUCUCCACGCCCUGCACCUCCAGAACAAGGAGAACGACAUGCUUUCCCACACAGCUAACGGGCUCCCCACGAUGCUGCCCGGCCUGAGCCACGAUCGAGCUGCCGCUGCCCAGCAAGGCUUGCACAGGUUGCUAGACGCGAGCAGCCAGGACAAGCAGCCUCCUGCCGCGGAGGAGAACGACGAGGUCUGGUCCGACAGCGAGCAGAGCUUCCUGGACCCUGACAUCGGGGGCGUGGCGGUGGCGCCGGCUCAUGGGUCCAUUCUCAUCGAGUGUGCAAAGAGGGAGCUGCACGCCACGACCCCCUUAAAGAAUCCCAACCGGAAUCACCCCACCAGGAUCUCGCUCGUCUUCUACCAACACAAGAGCAUGAACGAGCCCAAACACGGCUUGGCGCUCUGGGAGGCCAAGAUGGCCGAGAAAGCCCGGGAGAAGGAGGAAGAGUGCGAGAAGUAUGGCCCGGACUACGUGCCUCAGAAAACGCACGGCAAGAAAGUGAAGCGGGAGCCCACCGAGCCACACGAGCCCUCCGAGCCCACCUACCUGCGCUUCAUCAAGUCCCUGGCCGAGAGGACCAUGUCGGUGACCACAGACUCCACAGUCACCACAUCUCCGUAUGCCUUCACUCGGGUCACAGGGCCUUACAACACAUACGUGUGACGUCGCCCCUGGUGUUGGUUACCUCAUUCGAAAAGACCACAGCCAACCGGCCCACAGUGUAGUUCUCAUGACACGGGCCCUGGGGAAAGGGACACAGUAUUCAUGACAAAGGUGGUAGGAAGAACCUCAGCUCACCAGCAAACGCAAAAGAGGUCACCUUACCAUAGCACUUAAUUCCCACUGACUCCUAAGUGGUCACAGAUGGCAUCCAUACAAAAGACCAAAGCAUUCUAUGCAAAACGAAGGUGGGGAAGAGAGUGUUCCACCAUUUACAUUUUUAAACACUGGUUCUAUGAUUGGACGAGAUGAUAAUGUAAAUGUGACUUUUCCCCACCUUACAACUCUACACAUCUGUGACCACUUUUUAGUAAUACCAAGUUUGCAGAGUCCUGGACACAAAUCCAGUGAGUAAUGUAGUAUUACAGAGACAGGAUUCUUAAACACCAUCUGGUGCUGAACAUACAAUGUACUGAAAUACUGGAAUUAUGGUUUUUUAACAUGCAGUUUUUACUGUACUCUUAAUAUUAACUUUUAUUUAUCAAAUAGCUACAGGAAGCAUAAAUGAAUAGACAGCAAAACACUGAAUUUGUUUGGGUGUUCUAAGAAAUGGUGCUAAGAAAAUGGUGUCUUUAAUAGUUGAAAAUUUAAUGCCUUUAUAUCAUCAAGAUGCUACCAGUGAACUCCAAUGCCCUUGAAUAAUAGGGGUACCUUUUCAUUCAAGUUUUUAUUAUAAUUACCUAUUCUUACACAAGCUGUUUUUAAAAUGUGGACAUUUUAAAGGCCUCUGGAUUUUGCUCAUCCAGUGAAGUCCUUGUAGGACAAUAAACCACUAUAUGUACAUAUAUAUAUAUAUAUAUAUAUAUACACACACAUGUAUAUGUGCACACACAUGUAUAUGUAUAAAUAUUUUAAAUGGUGUCUUAGAAGCACUUUGCCUACCUAAGCUUUGACAACUUGAACAAUGCUAAGGUACUGAGACGUUUAAAAAAAAAAGUUUACUUUCAUUUUAGAAUGCAAAGUUGAUUUUUUUAAGAAAGCUUUUAAAAUAUUUUUGCUUUUAGCCAUGCGUCUGCUGAUGAGCAAUGUGUCCAUUUUCCAUACAGCCAGUUCAAUCCAAAAGGGGGCUUACUGGAUUCAAGGGAAUACGUUAGUCCAUAAAACAUGUUUUCUGGUGCUCAUUUCUCAUGCUAUACUGUAAUAGUUUUAUACGAAAUUGUCUGACGAGUUCAUUGGUCAAACAUGUAGUUUUCAGAAUUUUCUAUCAACUUCAGUAAUGAUUAACUUCAUGCCACAGACUCAACCAUGCCGUUCACUUACGCAGAGUGGUUUUAUGGCGCUGUAUGCUCUUCAGCAAUUGAAUGUCAGUCUGCCUUUGUGUUGAUAAUUGUACGUUGUGAUGUUGUCACUUCUUGGCUUAAGUGUCCUCUUUACCAGGAAGACCGACCGAGCAGACUGGCCUGCAUCAGUUGAAUAAACAGGGUUAGUUCCAUGUGAAUCUGUUAAUUAAAGGAAAAGAAAAGAAACAGGCAGCUGGCUUGCUGUGGCGGUUUUAAAUCAUUAAUCUGUAUAAAGAAGUGAAAGAGAUGUAUAGUAAGUAAAUUAAUUGUAAACAAAACUUUUUUAACGCAAUGCUUUAGUAUUUUAGUACUGUAAAAAAGUAAAUAUAUAUAUAUAUAUACAUAUAUAUAUGGAUUUGAAGCAGAAUUCACAUCAUGAUGGUGCUACUCAACCUGCUACAAAUAUAUCAUAAUGUGAGCUAAGAAUUCAGUAAAGGUUUGAGUGGUGUUCCUACUGUCAUAUACCUCAACACUAGUUUGGCAAUAGGAUAUUGAACUGAGAGUGAAAGCUUAGAGCAUCAUGUACCAUCAUUUUUUUUCCAAGUCUUUCUUUUUUAUAAUUAAAACGCAUACCUUUUUGUUCAAUACUUGAUUUCUUAGCAAGUAUAACUUGAACGUCAACCUUUUUGUUCUAAAAAUCAGGGAUAUUUCAGCUCAUGUUCUCCUUAUGCCAACAUGUCACCUGUGUUUAUGUAAAAUUGUAGGUUAAUAAACAUAUUCUUUGUCAGGGAUUUAAACCUUUUACUUUGAAUCCCUCCUAUUUUGCUUGUAUAUGUCCUCAUGUAACUAAAACUAAUUUUGUAUAUCUGUUGACCCCUUUUAUUGUAAAGAAAAGCAUUUUAAAAGUUUGGGGAGUAUUUUGAUUGUUUUGAGCAGGAAAAAAAUUACAUGAAAAUAGAAUGCACUGAGUUGUUAAAGGGAAACUUGUAAGGCAGGAGUUUGGCAAGUGGCUGCUGGCUAGAGUCUUUGAACUCUCUAAAUAAAGAUGUUUUAUCCUGUAAUCAGUAGAGGUACAGAUCCAUAAGGACAUCCCCAAACAGGCAAAACAUUUAGGGGUAUGGUGUGCAAUCGACUGUACAAUUACAUUUUGGUCUAAGUACACUUUUGCUUACUAAAAUUUCAAAUAAAUUCUUAAUCAAGGGAGCCUUUGAGAUUUAUUGGUCAAAUCUUUCUUUAUAACAUGGCUUUUGUCUUUUUAAAAACAUUCCUUUCUGGCUGUGAUCAAUUUAUAAAUAUUUCAAAAACAUUUGUUUUGCCAAUGUCAAACCACAUGAUUUUAAAUAUUUUACAUAUAGCAUAUAUCUAAUGCCAACUAUUUGGUUACUACAUGCAUAUUUGUUGGUUUUGAGUCAUCCAUCCCUUUAUGAAUAUUUGGUGUCUAUAUCAUUCACUGUCACUUGUCAAACUGCUAGCCAGCAAGAGCAGGAAGUAUAGUUUGGGGGGGUCAGGAGAGGUUAGGUAGGGAGAAGAAGAGAAAAUUGAAUGGCAUAUUGUAAAUAUCAGAUCUAUAAUUGUAAAUAUAAAACCUGCCUCAGAAUGAAUGGCAAGCAAAUCUCCAGUUUGCUUAUAUAGGAAUAUCAGGUUGACUAUAUAGCCAUACUUGAAAAAUGCUUCUGAGUGGUGUCAACUUUACUUGAAUGAAUUUUUCAUCUUGAUUGACGCACAGUGGUGUACAGUUCACUUCUCAAGCUAGUGGUCAACUUGUGUAGGAAACUUUUGCAGUUUGACACUAAGAUAAUGAGCUCUGUGUGCAUUUUUUCUAUGCUUUUUUAAAAACUUAGUUUCAUUUCAUUUUCAUGAAAUGUUUGGUUUGUCUAUAAAAUCUGAGGAUGGUUAUAAAUACUGUAAGUAUUGUAAUGUUAUGAAUGCAAGUUAUUUGAAAGCGUUUAUUAUUAUAUCAUUCCUGAUAACGCUAUUAGAGUGUUUUUAAUAAAAUUUAUAUUUAUUUAAUGCACUCUAAGUAUUGUCUUGUUAAAGUUUCUGUUUACUGCUUAAGUUAUUGUCAUCUCAAUGAGGCUAAAGGGAAUAAAAAGAAUUCGUUUUUAAA